Molecule: messenger RNA, 1233 nt
Organism: Nezara viridula (southern green stink bug)
Lineage: Eukaryota; Metazoa; Arthropoda; Insecta; Hemiptera; Pentatomidae
Source: the annotation of a GenBank genome assembly
AUGUCUAAGAAAAGGAGUGCUACAACCGAGUUAAAUAGUGACAAUUGGGACGUUGAUGAUGAACCAGAAGAGGCAGGGACUUUCAAAGCUGUAGAUCCUGAUGUUUUGAAGAAAAGAGUCAUAAAAGUUGCCAGGAGGAAAUUUUCUAAAGCCAAUCCAGAGCAGUCAAAAUUAUUCUCAGGGUUCAGUGGUUUCACUAAGCCAAACACUGCUUCAGAUACACCUGAUGUGAAAAACACCUUCAGUUUUUUGGCAAACUUGAAUGGAUCGAGUCAAACCUCUAGUCCCUCAGUUUCUUCAACUAUGCCAUCACUUCUGUCAUCAUCUACAUUGACAGAGAGUAAACCUGCUUAUUCUAAACCAUCUAAUGAAAACCUUCAUGCAACCAAGAUUAAAGUUCUGAAUGAGUGCUUAGUGGAAUGGAUUUCAAAAUGGGUUUCGAAAAACCCAACAUGUGUUUUAACUCCAGUAUUUCGUGAUUAUGAGAAACAUUUGGAAUCUAUUAAAUCAAGUAUAGACAAUAAAAAAGAAGAAUCUGAACAAACUGAAAAUGUUCCUGAAUUAAAAUUUAAUUUCAGUCCAGUAUUUGGAAAUAACCAAAAGUCUCCUACUGAUUCAAAACCUUCUGAAUCUAAAUCAGAUUCUUUUAAGAUGCCAGAAUCAUCUCCUUCAGCCUUGAAAAAUACUGGUGGUUGGUUAAAGACAGGAAUUGGAUCACUUGGUGAAAAUAGUUUUAAUUCUAAGACUACACCAUUGUUUGGUUUCUCUAGUGGCAAACCAUCAUUUUUACAAAAUAUUGGAAAUCCUGGAAGUAGCGAAAGUUCAUCUGCCAACCAAGAAGAUGAAGGUGAUGAUGAGGCUCCUAUCGUCAAUGAUUUUAAGCCUGUAACAGAAGAAAAUGCUCUUUAUUCACAAAGAGUCAAAGUUUUCGUUAAAAACAAUGAAUCUUAUUCAGAUCGAGGUGUUGGAAAUCUGUUCAUUAAAGAAACUAAAAAUGACAAAGGAGAUAAUAUUUAUCAAGCGAUUGUUCGUGCUGAUACUGCCUUAGGAAAUAUAAUAUUCAAUAUUCGUAUUACAAAAGAUAUACCGACCAAACGAGUUGGAAAAAAUAAUGUCAUGCUUGUCUGUGUACCCACACCAGAUUCCAAACCGCCUCCAGUAGCUGUGCUAUUGCGAGUGAAGACAGAAGAUGAUGCAGAUAAACUUCUUGCUGAGAUUAAUAAAUAUAAAUAA